Molecule: messenger RNA, 4154 nt
Organism: Micropterus dolomieu (smallmouth bass)
Lineage: Eukaryota; Metazoa; Chordata; Actinopteri; Centrarchiformes; Centrarchidae
Gene: slc5a3b
Product: solute carrier family 5 member 3b
Exons: 2
Coding region: 429-2564 (711 amino acids)
Biological process (GO): myo-inositol transport; inositol metabolic process; transmembrane transport
Cellular component (GO): plasma membrane
Molecular function (GO): D-glucose:sodium symporter activity
Source: RefSeq, a predicted model, not a curated record
GGUAUUGUCUGACGGGCAUCUGAGCUCCGGGGAAACGUAAAGCACGGAGAAGACAACGGGCUACUAACUUCAAAUGAACAAAGUGUCAAGGUCUUGGGGUCGUACGCGUGGAGGGAGUCACUUCUUCUUCGUGCAGAUCUGUCUUCUGCGGCGAAUAUUAACUCUAGGCUUUUCUAGACCAGAGGCCUACAACAUCCUGCUCUAAAACUAGAACGACCUCAGUGCCGGUGGAUAAUCCCCUCCGAAGCACAGCUAGUGAAUUUGAUCUGACGGUGGAUACUACAGCUUCCAUCCAGACAGCAAACCAAAGCAGAGCAUUUGCAUUGCUCCUUUUAAAAAAAAUAUAAUUGAGUCAUAACUUUGACUAGUUGCGUUCCCGUUUUUGCAAGGAUUCAUAUAGCUGUGAGAUUUUUAAAAAAUCUAUAAAAAUGCGUCUUGGAAUGGAAGCAGCGGACAUAGCUGUGGUAGCACUAUAUUUUGUCCUGGUGCUAGUCAUCGGGUUUCUUGCCAUGUGGAAAGCCAAUCGUGGCACUGUGAGCGGCUACUUCCUGGCCGGAAGAUCCAUGACGGGGAUAGUGAUAGGCGCAUCACUCUUCGUCAGCAACAUUGGCAGUGAACAUUUCAUAGGCCUGGCUGGGUCAGGAGCAGCAAGUGGCUUUGCUGUUGGAGCUUGGGAAUUUAAUGCAAUUCUACUUCUGCAGCUGCUUGGCUGGGUGUUUGUCCCUGUGUACAUCCACUCGGGAGUCUACACAAUGCCUGAGUAUCUUUCGAAGCGCUACGGCGGCAGCAGGCUAAAGAUUUAUUUUGCUUCCUUGUCUGUGUUACUGUAUAUUUUUACCAAGCUGUCUGUGGACUUGUAUGCUGGAGCUCUCUUUAUUCAGGAGUCCCUGGGAUGGAACAUUUAUCUGUCUAUUGGCCUGCUCAUUGGCAUGACUGCACUGCUCACGGUCACUGGUGGAUUGGUGGCAGUAAUGUACACAGAUGCACUUCAGGCAGUACUGAUGAUUGGCGGAGCCCUAACCUUAACCAUUAUCAGCCUACUCAAGGUUGGCGGGCUAGAGGGAGUCAGAACUAAGUACAUGCAGGCAGUUCCCAAUAUUUCUGCUAUAAUGGCCAGUGGAAACUUCACCUAUUCUCCUUCCUGCCGCAUAGAGCCUAAACCAGACUCUCUACGCAUCCUUCGAGGUCCCCUGGAUGAAGACAUCCCAUGGCCAGGCUUCAUUCUUGGCCAGACCCCGGCAUCUAUUUGGUAUUGGUGUGCAGACCAGGUCAUUGUUCAGAGAGUAAUAGCGGCAAAGAACAUUGCUCACGCUAAGUGUGCUACACUCAUGGCUGGAUUCCUCAAGGUCCUGCCCAUGUUUUUAAUAGUCAUUCCAGGAAUGAUCUCCCGCAUCCUGUUUGUGGACGAGAUCGCAUGCAUUGGGCCAGAGCACUGCAUGGCUGUGUGUGGCUCUCAAGCCGGCUGCUCAAACAUUGCCUACCCACGCCUGGUCAUGGCGGUGAUGCCUGUGGGACUCAGGGGUCUGAUGAUGGCAGUCAUGAUCGCUGCCCUGAUGAGUGAUCUAGACUCUAUCUUCAACAGUGCAAGCACCAUCUUCACACUGGACAUCUACCAAACAUUUCGAGGGAAGCCAUCUCAGCGGGAGCUGCUUACCGUGGGCCGCAUCUUUAUUGUGCUCAUGGUGGCAAUCAGCAUUGCCUGGGUCCCUGUUAUUAUUGAAAUGCAAGGUGGACAGACCUACCUCUACAUCCAGGAAGUAGCAGGCUACCUCACACCCCCAAUUGCCGCCCUCUUCCUGCUUGGAGUGUUCUGGAAACGGUGUAAUGAGAGAGGUGCCUUUUGGGGCGGCAUGACAGGUUUCACACUUGGUACCGUACGACUGAUACUAGCUUUUAUUUACCGCCAGCCUCGCUGCGACCAGCCAGAUGACAGGCCUGCCUUCAUCAUUCAUGUUCACUACAUGUAUUUUGCUGCUGGGCUGUUCUGGAUUUCAGGAUUGGUGGCGGUGGUGGUCAGCCUCUGCACCUCUCCACCAGAUGAGGAGCAGGUUCGCACCACUACAGUCUGGGGGCUCCGCUACAUUGAAAAGUUUCCCACGAAAGACCAAGCGGAAAUGUACAGACUGACCGAGAAGAGCCUUAGUAAUGGUGAUGGAGGCCUUCAUAAAGAAAUGCCCCCGGAUGUCAGAAAGGAGAGGUGUUUGGAUGGGGCGGAUGUCAAACUUCUGGUCCCAUCCACUGACCAUGACCCAGCAACCCCUAGUACAGAAACAUCCCCUGCCACCACCCCUGCAGAACAAACUGGUAAUGAAAGAAUGGAGAUGAUCAGAGCAGAAGAAGGCUGCCAUAGUAAUGGGGAGACUAGCAGGUGUAUGCGUUUACUGGAAUGGUUUUGUGGAUACAAGGAGGGAGGACAGAGUGGUGAGCAAAAAAUAGUGCAGGAUAAUGCAAGAGUCCUUGCAGAGAUGCUGUAUGAGCCACCCAGAGUUAAACUCCUCCUCAAUGUGGGACUGUUUUUCGUCUGCUCUGUGGGCAUCUUCUUGUUUGUUUAUUUCUCACUGUAGUUGAACCCUGCACUGAACUAAUAAGAACUGCUGCAGGGGGCUUUUAUUGAGGUGAAAGUUGUGUGGGAGGGGCUGUUACAACUAAACAGUUGAAUCUCCAGAGAUUUGAGAAGCUCUGUAAUAUUUACAGUUGUCCUUUAGCUCUCUUAAUAGGGAUCUAAGCUUAUUCUAAUCAUUUUUUUUUAAAUGAUUAAUGUUUCUUCAAUUUGAGACAAAUUGUACUCUUUUAUGACUAUGAAGCUUACUGUAUUUGGCACAGGCGUGUCCAUUUUGUACAGCGCUUGUUAAUCCUGCACUCAGAAUAUCUCCUGGGAUUUCUAGAUUUGUUGUACUAUUAAGUGAAUUUAAUAUUUGCCUUUAUAUAUGCACUUGUCUUUUUCUUUAUAUGGUGAAAAAUAACUAUUCUGUGAUUUAAGCUCUUCCCACUCUUGUUGACAGUAACUGUAGGCUUAGUUGCUGGUGUAGCAUACAUAUGUCUGUAGUAACUCACACUAUUUUAGCUUAGAAACCAUGAGAGUUUUGUACAAGUUUCUGCCGCUGAACAUUAUUACUACAUUUGUAUCAUCAGAAAUUUAAUGUGAUUUACAAUUAUUUUUAUUGUGCCUUGGACAUGUCAAGGUUAUUAGCAAGUUACCAUAUCAAUCUUUAUUUUUCUUGAAUAGGUGGAAAUUAUAUCCACUUUUUUUUUUUUUUUUGUUUUUCUUUAAGGGAGACCAUUAUGAAGUUUGAAAGUUAAUAUUAUGUGUUAAAGAAACAUUGCUUCUCUGCUGCUGUUGUAUCUGACCAAUGUUUUUAUGGUGAUUAUCAUAAUAACCAGUGAUACAGCUUACUGGAGGUAUUGCAUCAAAAAUAAUUUCCAUAAGCUUUACAGUAAAUAUUUGGUAUUUUGAAUAUGUAUGUGCUUUGCAGCACGGGAACUGAGGAGAAGAAGCACAGAAAAUUAGAAAAUGUUGCCCUUUAAAAAAAAAUCACAUUAAGCUAAAAUACACUAAGGCUGGCUGUUCAAUGUGUUGUCACUGUAAGGGACUCUAUAUAUUGCGUUUUCUACUACUGUGUUUAAAAAAAACUUUGUGGUUGUGUUCUGUGUUACAUUUCAAAGCUACCAUAAAGCUUUUUAUGCAAUACUAUUGUAUCAUGACAAAAAACUACGAGUACCAAUAUUCGUGAUUCUGUAUCAAUUUACAUUUUAUGCAUUUUGCAGUGUUGCAAAAUGUGUUGAGUCUGUUGCAUUAUGUAAACAUUUUGUACAGUAUAAUUCAGGGCUCAUUUGAUCACCCACAACAUACCUUUCAUCUCUUGUGUAUCUACUGUGUGUUAUAGGAUCUUUUAGUGAACUGCAGUCUGAAAUGUCAUAUCAUCAUGUUUCAAGUGGAUCUGUUAUAAACCUCUGAGUGGAAUAAAAACAACAAAUAAGGAGUUCAGAGUUCAAUUUAAAAGCCAUUUAAUAGUAAUCAGUUUUGUCAGAGAAUGGUAGUGCAAAGCAGAAAUUACAUUUUAAACAUUUGUUGCAGGAUUAGCACAUCACUGGAUGAGCUUAGUCAUGACAUUAUCAAGAGUAAUUCAACAAGGUGCAUUAUGUUGCUGGCCUUA